AUGACUGAGUCUGAGCUCAUAACGUGCGAGCUAACAUGCCCGACCUCACCCGACGACCUAAAGAAGUCUUUUGACGACAUAAACAUCGACGAUAUGGAUUUCGAACAGCCAAUUUUCUCUGUUUUAAGCGACGGGGUGAAGGAGCAGAAGCAGGCGGGGGACAAGAGCUCUUUCGACGGCGGCGGUGAAGCGACCUCACCGGGAGCGAAUACCACCACAACCACAAACACCACCGACACCGAGUCCGGGAUCUUCUCCGGUGAAGGUGAGCUGUGUGUGGAGCAUGACGCCGAAUUGGACUGGUAUUGUGGUACCGAGCAGAAACUGAUCUGCUCCCACUGCGCCGUCGUGGGCCCCUGCCACGGACACACGGUGACCCCUCUGGUUACCAGAGUAACAGCAGUCAGGGUGAGUGUGAUGCGUUCAGGUACAGCAGCUGUUACCUUGUUUUAGUAAUUUAUCGUAUUACCUUGUAUAAUUAAAAAAACGUGUAUAGUAAGGGUUUUUAAGAUACCUUUAUGGGUAAAACUGACACAGAGGUUUCUUAACUUGAUCGGACUAGGACUCUCAGGUGUGAAGUUAGUUUUGUUUUCGUGUCACGGGACUACACGAAGAGGGUGUAGGCCCCCAUAAUCCAGGUAUAGUCAUAAGAAAACGAAGCAGACAAAAACACCAUAAUAAGAAAAACAGCACGUCAAACACUGACAAACCAAAUUUUUAACAUGAUAUUGUCAUAAACUUUAUGAACUUGUUCACCUCGUUAUUACCAAGUUAUUGAUACAGACGAAAGUACAAGGUGGUUAUUUGGCCUGAAAUAAAAAAGAAAGUAAUUCUCAGAGUUGAUAUGAGAAAAUGCAUUUUCAUUUAAAGACAGCAGUGAUAUUGGCUUUUUAAGGGACAUAAUGAUAAAAUGUUGAUUAUAUAAAAGUGGCAUGGUUAAUCGAUUAGCCAAUUCUGAUGACUUUCAAAACAAAAAACUAGAAAUAGAUCUGGCAUGCCUUUACAUGAAGUUAAAAAUCCAGAUAUCAGCUCAAAACAACAGAUUCCAGUUUUGAAUGCACAUUGAUAUUUAAUCAGUUUUUAAGGUUGUUAGAGUGAACUUUUUUUACAGCCAGUGUUUUCUUUACAAUUCUCCUGAUGCUCCUCCUCAGUAGUCGGGGUCGACAGAUAUCAGUUUUUUUUGCAGCUGAUGCAGAUACUGAUGAUGAUAGAGCAGAUUUUCCGGUGGCAAAUUUUAACAUGAUAUUGUCAUGUUGUGCAUAAGCUUGCCAAUAACGUUUGAGUUACACAUUAAACCUCUUGCUGUGGUGUUGGAGGCCAUUUAACCCAUAGUGCAUGAACAAGAGCUGAAUCCUUCUUAGACAUAGAAAACCUAACUGAACAAUCCUUUAACAUCUAAGAGUAUAACACAAUGGACGAUAAUGCAAAAAAAGUGUAUCUACUGUAUCCUCCUCUAAAUAGAGUGUAACUGACCUGUUUCCAAAGACAGUGGCUGGGUACCACAUCUCAGGUGUGCACAGGUAGACCUCAGCACUCAGGUUAGAGUACAGGUGAAAGACGACUCCAUAUUUUACAUUCUUUUGAUUCUUCGUCCAGUUUGGUCAGCACAACACUUCAUCUGUCCAUUUGUGUUUGUGUACUUGAUAUCACUGACACUACACAUAAGCACUGCUGAUAUUUUUAUUCAAACAAAUCCAAGAAAUAUUCCUUAUAUUGAUUCUGAUAUUUAGACUGAAGAAUUAGCCAAUACAAAGUGCCCCUUUGACACCAGAGCACUUUUAAGUACACAAUCAUGCUGUUAUACAGUGUACUUGUCACUGUAUGUAAUAUGUGUACUGUGUUUUUUCUGUCAUGGGUGUGCCACAGUUCGCAUGUCUUAUUCCUCCCUGAUUCCUCCGUGUGGUAUUUGAAAAGACAGGAAUUUCUUGUUGAGUCUCUAGCUAAUGAUGUUCAGGCGUUGUGAUGAUCUUAUUUAAAAACCACAGUUUGUGUGUGUGUCUGUUUGUGUGUGUGUUUGUUCAUCAGAACCAGCUCGUGGAUGUGUGUGAGAAAAUACAGCUGCAGGCUCUGAGGAUCGAGAAGUUUAUCAACCAGACGCUGGCAACCAAAGAACAAAAGCUUCAGGUGAGUAAAGCCGGUGAUCCCCACCCACACAACCACACACUAAUGAUCGCACACACUGCACGCUUUAACAGCUUUGUAGAGCUAACACUGUUUCACAAGUGCAGAGUUUUGAAAUUAUCUUGCUUGUAUCAAUCGAGGUGUUGAAAACUAAAAUCUGCAUGGUCUUUGCACAGGUGUUGGGGUUUUCAGGUUUUGUGGAUGCUUUAUUUUUACACUAGUUACUUUUGCACUAAGGUUUGACAAAAGACUUGCACAGUUACUUAUUUCAAAAGUUCAAAUCUAAAUAUUUGUAACCAGUAAAUGAUUUACGUUAAUGAAUAACCUUACUGAGUGGUUCUGUUUUGGGCUAACCUCUUCUUUUCUUUCUUCUUCCCCUCUGUCCCUCAUUCAGGGAAACUGUAAACGAAAAACACUUAAUCAUGAUUUUAAUCUCACAUUGCUACAAGAUAUUUCAUGUUUUACUUCAGACUAAAACAAAUGCUUCGAUAUAAAGCUUUAUCUUUGGCUGUAGUAACUGUUCUGUCCAUCUAUCACCAACGAGCAAAGGAACAAAGGCUGUUUCUUGGUGCACCAAAGUAUUUAUAAACCCGAGAUGCAGUAAUGUAGGGUUUUCUUUGUUGCACCAAGUAGAUUAAACCUCAAACAAACAACAAAGCAGGAAAAACAAAUAUACUGUUACCGCAUCUAAAGUCUAAUAUCUUUUAUCUAUUUCUGUCUGCCAAAGCUCUCCGUGAUCUAACGAGCACCAGCUGUAAAUCCUUAAGCAGUUAAUUAGCUGAAAAAUUACAACAGAGGGAUAGUGUGACCCACGCAGUUCCUGAUGGUGAAUUUACAGGAUAAAAUCUAAAAUGUUUUAGAUUGACCCGAAAUCUACUAAAGCCAGUAAUUUCAAUUACUUGUAAAAAAUGUAUCUUACCAGGGAUUUACUGUCUCUUUGUCAAGAAAAUAUUUGUUGUUGUUCGGAUUUUUGUAGAUUUUCAACCAAAUACCACCAAGAAACUAAAAUGAUCUUUUCUUAUGUAAAUUGUGUUUAUUAGAGAUCGGAAAUUGAAACACCAGCAGGCAGAAAUUCUAACAGGCUUUGUUUUAGAGGCUGAGACUGAGUGAUGGUUUGCCAACAGAUUCUUUUGAGUUGCUGUAAAUUAGUAGUGAAGUGAUGUUAGGUUUUCAUAUCAGUAAAGUAUUUGCACACUUUGGGACUUUUGUUCAGCUAGCUGAAGUUAUUGAUUAAGAAAAAAGUACAAGUUAUUUAUUUGGGCUGAAAUAAAAAAUCCAGUCAUAUCCAGGUUUAAUAUGCUGUCAUUGGUGAUGGAAAAAAUGCAUUUCACAUAGAAAAGACAGCAGUGAUAUUGGCUUUUUAAGUGACAUGCUGAUAUAAUGCAAAUUAUAUGAAAGUGGUUUAGCCAAUUCUGAUCAUUUUUCAAAACAAAAAACAUAAAAAACUAGUAAAAGAUCUGGAAUGCCUUUACAUAAAGUUAAACAUCCAGAUAUCAGCUCAAAACAACAGAUUCCAGUUUUGAAUGCACAUCGAUAUUUAAUCAGUUUUUAAGGUUGUUAGAGUGAACUUUUUUUACAGCCAGUGUUUUCUUUACAAAUGUUGAAGCUAAAGAAAAAUGUGAGUGGAGUAUUGUUCGGGUUUCUUUCUUCUCUCUUUCAGCUCCUGAUGAAAUCAUCUUUCCUUUUAGUUCUCUCAGUAGUCGGUGUCGACAGAUAUCAGUUUUUUAGCAGCUGAGGCAGAUACUGAUGAUGACAGAGCAGAUUGACCAGUGGCUGAUACAUAUUAUCAAUACCGCAUUGUUGUUUUUUUCUUUUGCAAUUAAUAAACAAAAAAUUAUUCACACAGAAAAAAAAAAAAUCCAUUUUUUCAUGCACAUUAAAAUCUAAUACAAAUGGUUAUCUUUAACAAUAAACAUGUUUUUUAUAGACUUUUCAUGAGUUGAUGAAAAAGACAAAUCUAUGCGGUCAUGCCCUGGAUUUCAGCACUUGACUUAGAUAACUGAGAGGAGCAAUAUUUAAGUGCAUAAUUGUUUACAUCAUAACAGCGACUGUUUUAGAUUUGAAAUACUGCCACUGAGGAUGGAAAAAAUGUGUUUUCAUUUAUAAGAUAACGGUGCUAUCUGCCUACAUUGAGUUACAUUGAGAAAAUUCUUUUAAAAAUAUGUUUAGAAGUAGUUUAAUGUAAACAAAGUGAAAUUAGAAAAGUGGAAAAGUUUUCUGCUUAUCCAGAGAUUUAUAUUUAUUGAUGUAUAAGCCAGUUUAGUUCUUACAUCAAGUUGUGCAGUUCCCCUACAAGCAUGAACUGAUUAUCAUCCACUUUAAAAUCUGCAGGGGAAAAUCUUUUAUAGUUGACAAACUGGUGCAGCCUUCGAGUAAGACUUUUUGACUUUGUAAUUUCUCCUCCUGUACCUCUAAUUUACCCAGUUUUCUUCAUAACACCUGUGUCUGUGUGCAGGCAGCGGCAAGCAGGGCGAGGGAGCAGGUCCUGGCACAGGUCAGCGCGGCACGUGAAGCGCUGGAAGAGGAGGAGCAGCGCCUUUUGGAGGAGGUGCAGAGAGAGGAGGAGCGCGUGGAGCAGUGUCUCCUCACACAGAGAGCUCACUGGAGCCAGGCUCUGUCCAGUCUGUCACAAACACGCUCUGGCCUCGUGCACACGCUGACGCACGCUCCUGACGCACAACUGGUGGUGAGAGAUGAGGAAAUAUUUUACCAGAAGGGAGAAGAAUAGAGGAACUUGUGCAUGUGUGGCAUCCUGAUAAUGGUUGUAAAUUACUAAAAUGCAAAACCACUAACUUCCUGUCUUGUCUUUCAGACUAGUGUCCAAGAAAUAGCUGAAAGGUAAUCCUCAUCACAUGACAUGCUUUUAAAUAUGCUCUUUUGUUUCAGGAAAUCGAAGAGAGAUAACAUGUCUCCUCUUUCUGCUCUGUGUGUGUGUUUGUGUGUGUGUGUCAGGGUGGAGGAGGCGGAGGGGGUUGGAGAGCCCUGCGACACAGACCAGCUUAACCUGAACCCGGCCUGCAGUGACAGCAAGUUCCUCAGAGGGCUGUGGGCCUCUGCAGUACUGCUUGGGCCAAACGGUGAGUUCAGCUUAUUUCAGUGUAAAGCCAAUUCAGUCCUAAGUUGGACUUCAUGAGGAAAGGAAGUUCACUUUGUUAAUUUUUAAUAUCAAUAGGUGACUUUUACUGAGCUGAGUCACUUGCAAGAACUCUAAUUGUCAUCCCUACCACUACAGUUCAAAGGACAUUCUCGAAUAUUAUGAAAUGUGAAGAUUGUGCUACCCCCUUUCCACCACAAAAUUAUGGUGAUCAGUAGGAUUGUUGGACUAGCUAUCAUGAGAAAUUUUUAACCAGUUAUCAAACAGACUAAAACCAACCAUGAUGCUUAUUUAUGACCUCCAAAAGCAAACAAGACUGUCAGAAAAAAAGAUUUACAGUUUUGGCACUGCAAGAGGGAAAGUACAGGGACGCUGAUUUUUAGCAAGGUCCCAAAAAAACACAUAUUUUCUUUUCCACUGUGAAAAUUCCUGAUGAGGGCAAAACUUGGAGACGAUCAGCAGUAUCAUUCUGUCCACAGGGGGGCACCAAAGUCAACAAAAAGUUCCUCACAUGACCUUUAAAGCAAUAUUUCCAUCAGUAGACUCUUACUUAAAGCUCCUGUUGGGAGUUUGUUUGACAUUUAUGUAAAAGACUGAGAUUCAUAAUGAUUCAUUUUUAGGAAAUCAAACAUAUUGAUAUGAUUUGAUUUGGUGACGAGUUUAGCUGAUGCAUCCUGGUCUAUUUGGGCUCUGCUGUGAAAGACCGGGACUUACAGUAGUCCAGAUGGGAGGAGAUAAAUACAUGUUUGACUGUUUCAAGGUGUUUCUGGGAAGCAAAUAACUUAUUUUGGAUUUUCUUCUGAGCUGAUAAAAACAAGCUUGAACAACUGAACUGUCAAGCUUCUCCAGAUUUAGGUUGUAAUCAACAAUGACUCUAAGCUGCAGUAGAUAGUGAUGUUUAUCCUGUAAUAUUCAGUUAUAUUUCUAUCCCCCUACAGCUUAUGGAUCACCUUAUUUGAAGUUUGACGAGCGCACUGUGAGUCCACUCCUCUCCCUGUCUGAAGAUUUCUGCACUUUAACCUUCCUCCAUAAAAAGUCUCGCCUGUCUCCGCCUUACGACCCCGCACGCUUUGACUGCUGGCCCAACGCGCUGGGCUCACUGUCCAUGUCUUCUGGCACCCACAGCUGGGUGGUGGACGUCGGCCAGAGCGGUGCUUUUAAGGUGGGGGUCUGCUACAAGUCUCUAGAGCGCAAAGGCUCUGGGAAUGAGGCGCGGCUUGGUCACAACGACAAAUCGUGGGUGCUGUCCCGCUACGACGGGGACUACUCCUUCUGCCACGCAGGGAAAAAGGUGCCUCUGCAGGUGGUGAAGAGACCUGAGAGGAUCGGUCUGCUGCUGGACUGGCCGAGUCAGACUUUGUUGUUUUACGAGCCGGACUCCUUUGCUGUUCUGUACACUAUCACACAUCCCUUUAACGGCCCGCUGCUGCCGGCGUUUGCUGUGACUGACCGCAGUAUCACCAUACUGCACUGACAGAGCGCACACACAAAAAACUGAAAGGCCUUGAACAUGUGAAGUUCACAAAAGAAAAACAACUUUUCUACAAUGUACUGCUUUUAUAAAGAUCCCCAAUUUGUGCAAUCAUGGAUUAAGUUUAGUUCCUGUUUCUUUUUGCAUCAGCUCAGACAGCAGACGACAGAGAGGGGGGAAAAAUAUGGGUGAGAAAGAGCAAGGAGUUUUAAGUCACUGAGGACUUUUAUUUAUUCUUUAGCCAUUUUAAGUAGCUGUUGAUCGUUGUAUUAGAGUUUGAAUGAUGUAGAUGUCUAAUCUGUGGAUUUGAUUAUACAGUAGAGCUGGAAUAGUAUUUCUGACUGACAUUUUUUUCUUUUUUAAAGGUUUGUUUUGAAAU
Messenger RNA from Xyrichtys novacula (pearly razorfish), 7065 nucleotides. The record is from the annotation of a GenBank genome assembly. Lineage: Eukaryota; Metazoa; Chordata; Actinopteri; Labriformes; Labridae.